AUGAGGUUGGAAGAUGGCUCUGCCUUCUACAACUACCACAGAAUGAACAAAGAAGAUUUUGAUUAUCUCUUGAGGCUUGUUGGGCCCACGAUUGCCAAGCAAGACACCAGGAUGAGAAAGGCUAUUCCACCAGAACAGCGAUUGUCAGUCACAUUGAGGCACUUGGCCACAGGUGAACCAAAAACAUCCCUGGGAUAUUCCAACAGGAUCAGUCCAAACCUCCUUUCAAGUGUCGUUCCUGAGGUGUGUGAGACCUUAUAUGCAGCUCUUCAACCGUUAUAUAUGAAAAUGCCUACAAAUGAAGAGGAAUGGCUUCGCAUCCAAGCAGAAUUUCAUUCUCUCUGGCAGUUUCCAAAUUGCUGUGGUGCUUUAGAUGGGAAGAGAGUUCUUAUAGCCAAACCUCCAAAAUCAGGUUCAACAUAUUAUGACUACAAAUGUCAUUUCAGCACCAUACUUCUUGCCCUUGUCGAUGUGAAGCUGAGAUUCAUUUAUGUAGAUGUUGGUGGUGCAGGACGUGCCAGUGAUGGAGGUGUAUGGGAGAAAUGCUCCUUGAAAAGGCACUUGAUAGGGAUUUGGUGA
Messenger RNA from Macrobrachium nipponense, 579 nucleotides. RefSeq lists its product as uncharacterized. The coding region runs from base 1 to 579 and encodes 192 amino acids. The record is from RefSeq and is a predicted model, not a curated record. NCBI's taxonomy places the organism in Eukaryota, Metazoa, Arthropoda, Malacostraca, Decapoda, Palaemonidae. The transcript is spliced from 2 exons.